AUGGCCUGCGCGGGCCGGGUGCUUGCGUUUGACUACGGGAACGGCGCCUCGGUCCGCAUCAGGGAGGGCCCCUUGGGCGACGGCCUGGGCGCGCGCGUGUGGGCCAUCGCGCACGCGCUCUGCCGCGAGCUGGCGGGCGCGCCCGCGGCCGUGGCGGGGCUGGACGUGCUGGAGAUCGGCGCGGGCACGGGGCUGUGCGGCAUCGUGGCCGCGAAGCUCGGGGCGCGGCGCGUGGUCCUGACAGACAACGAGCCGCCCGUCCUUGAGAACCUGCGCACGUGCAUGCACCUGAAUGCGGGUGCUGACGGCCGCAGCUGCCCAGGCACCAGCACCGCCGACCACGCAGGCCCGAGCGGCGGCGGCGGCCCGAGCGACGGCCUGUCGGGUGAGGGGCCGAGCGAGGCUGCGGCUGCCGACGGCUGCGGGACGGGUGCGGCGGCCGGCGACCGCGGCGGCGAGGAGGGCGGCGGCGGGCACUUCCACGGCAUAACGGAUGCAGAGUUGUUUGAUGACGCAGAGUCGGUGGACGACCUGGAUUUCUCUGAGCUGGCGUGUGCAGGCGGCAGCGGCGCCUACGAAGAGGGAAAUGGCCACGGGCCGGGGCCGGGGGGCGGCGGGCGCGGCGCGGCUGGGGCGGCGCAGGCCGCGGCGGCGCGCGGGGAGUGGGAGGCGGCUAACAUGGAGGUGCGCUUGCUGGAUUGGCGGGACAGCCUCGACGUCCUGGACGGCGGCGGCGCUCGCGCCGACGCGCUCGAUGCCGGCGCAGCCCCUGCGGCCGCGGCCGGCGGUGAGGGCGCCCCUAGUGUGCCCGAGGCGGAGAACUUUGCCCUCAUUCUGGGCAACGAGACGAUGUACGAGCCGGAGCAUGCCACCCUCGUGGCGGCUGUGAUUGCGCAACGCCUGGCGCCCGGCGGCCGCGCGCUGCUCUGCUCGGCCGUGCGCUUCAAAGACGUGUUUGAGGCCUUCCGGGCGGCUUGCGCAGGCCGCGGCCUGCGGCACCGAUCGGCGCGCGUGUGGCCGCGGCCGGAGGACUGCGACGGCGGCAUACUGCGGGAUGACUACGACGGCGGGUUCCUGCUGAUAGCGGUGGACUGGGCGGACACGCCCAGUUCAGACUGGCACCGCGACGACUUUGAGUAA
Messenger RNA from Monoraphidium neglectum, 1140 nucleotides. RefSeq lists its product as hypothetical. The record is from RefSeq and is a predicted model, not a curated record. Bases 1 to 1140 code for a protein of 379 amino acids. The transcript is spliced from 3 exons. Lineage: Eukaryota; Viridiplantae; Chlorophyta; Chlorophyceae; Sphaeropleales; Selenastraceae.